Acyrthosiphon pisum (pea aphid) is the source of this 684-nucleotide messenger RNA. RefSeq lists its product as uncharacterized. NCBI's taxonomy places the organism in Eukaryota, Metazoa, Arthropoda, Insecta, Hemiptera, Aphididae. The coding region runs from base 1 to 684 and encodes 227 amino acids. The transcript has a single exon. The record is from RefSeq and is a predicted model, not a curated record.
AUGUUAAUGCCAAUAAUAUCUAAAUUUUUUGAUGAACUACAUAACACAUCUUUGUUAGAAUUAGGAUGUAAUAUUGAUGGUCUUCCAAUUUCUAAAAGUUCAAAAGCUUGUUUCUGGCCUAUACUAGUUUCAUUUGUUAAUUGCAAUAUUUAUAAUUUAUCAAAAAUUGUCAUACCUAUUGGAAUAUAUUACCAUAAAAGUAAAAAACCUUCAUCAGCCUCAGAGUUUUUAACACAUUUCAUAUCUGAAAUGAAAAUUAUUAUUGAUAGUGGUGGUUUAAGUAUAAAUGAAAAAACUUUUCAGUUAAAAAUUAGUCAAGUUGUGUGUGAUGCCCCAGCUAAGGCUUUUAUAUUAAAUGUCAAAGGUCAUAAUGCCUACCAUUCAUGUAAUUCUUGCAUUGUAGAAGGUUCUUUUAUUAAUAAUCGUAUGUCCUAUUUAGAUAUUAAUUGUACCUUACGAACAAAUGAAUCAUUUAGAGAAAAAUUAGAUGAAUAUUACCACAAAGGUGAUGAAAGCCCUUUAGAAACAUUGGAUAUUAACAUUACUAAUGUAGUAGUACUCGAAUAUAUGCACAAUAUUUGCCUAGGAGUUAUGAAAAAAUUAUUAAGCUUCUGGGUAAAAGGUUUAAAACCUAUAAGACUUUUAUCAGUACACAUGGAUUUAAUUAAUUCUAAAUUUGAUUGA